Molecule: messenger RNA, 6188 nt
Organism: Gallus gallus (chicken)
Lineage: Eukaryota; Metazoa; Chordata; Aves; Galliformes; Phasianidae
Gene: MTF2
Product: metal response element binding transcription factor 2
Exons: 15
Coding region: 221-2008 (595 amino acids)
Biological process (GO): chromatin organization; regulation of DNA-templated transcription
Cellular component (GO): nucleus
Molecular function (GO): chromatin binding; DNA binding
Source: RefSeq, marked provisional
CUCCGCGGGAAACAAAAAUGGCGAGGGGCUGCGCUGGAGCCGGGCUGGCCGUGAGGCGGGUCUGACCCCUCCCCCGCCGCCCUUCCUCCGCCGCGCCGCGGGCUCCGCGCUCUGGGGAGCUCGCCGCGCACCGAGGGCCGGCCGCAGCGCGGCGCCGGGGGGAGGCUCCCGAGCUCGCCAUUUCCCUGCAUGAGGCGGUUGGCACCACUGGAGAGACCGAAUGAGAGACUCUACAGCGGUGGGUAAUUCACUGGUCCAUAAGCGGUCUCCUUUACGUCGAAGUCAUAAGGCAUCAGCAUCCUCACCCAAACUAUCGUUACGUGAUGGACAGAAAGCCAAAAAGCCACUGUGUAAAUUUGAAGAAGGUCAGGAUGUCCUAGCUAGAUGGUCAGAUGGCUUGUUUUAUCUUGGAACUAUCAAAAAGAUAAACAAACUGAAACAGAACUGCUUCAUUAUAUUUGAGGACAGUUCCAAGUCUUGGGUUCUCUGGAAGGACAUACAAACAGGAGCCACUGAAAGUGGGGAAAUGGUCUGUACAAUAUGUCAGGAGGAGUAUUCAGAAGCACCGAAUGAGAUGGUUAUAUGUGAUAAAUGUGGGCAAGGUUAUCAUCAGCUGUGUCACACACCAAAUAUUGAUUCCAGCGUGAUAGAUUCAGAUGAUAAAUGGCUCUGUCGACAGUGUGUUUUUGCAACAACAACUAAGAGAGGUGGUGCGCUUAAGAAAGGACCAAAUGCCAAAGCACUGCAAGUCAUGAAACAAACUUUACCAUAUAACGCAACAGACCUUGAGUGGGAUGCGGGUCAUAAAACCAAUGUUCAGCAGUGUUACUGCUAUUGUGGAGGACCUGGAGACUGGUAUCUAAAGAUGUUGCAGUGCUGCAAAUGCAAGCAGUGGUUCCAUGAGGCUUGUGUGCAGUGCCUCCAAAAGCCGAUGCUUUUUGGUGACAGGUUUUAUACAUUCAUUUGCUCAGUUUGCAGUUCUGGACCAGAAUACCUCAAACGUUUACCCUUGAGAUGGGUAGAUAUAGCACAUCUAUGCCUUUACAACCUAAGUGUUAUUCAUAAGAAGAAAUACUUUGAUUCGGAGCUUGAACUCAUGGCGUACAUAAAUGAAAACUGGGAUAGAUUACAUCCUGGUGAGCUGGCAGAUACACCAAAAUCUGAAAGAUAUGAGCAUGUACUGGAGGCAUUAAAUGAUUACAAGACCAUGUUUAUGUCUGGAAAAGAAAUAAAGAAAAAGAAGCAUUUGUUUGGCUUGAGAAUUCGUGUUCCUCCUGUGCCGCCAAAUGCUGCUCUAAAGGCUGAGAAAGAGCCAGAAGGAACUUCUCAUGAGUUCAAAAUUAAAGGCAGAAAAUCAUCUAAACCAAUCCCUGAUGUGAGGGAAUUAAGUAAUGGUAUAGAAAGAAAGGGGAAAAAAAAAUCAGUAGGUCGUCCACCUGGUCCCUAUACAAGAAAAAUGAUUCACAAAACUCCAGAGUCGUCUCCUCUGGAUACUGAACCAGUUCCAGUGAUAGAGACCCCAGCCUUGGAAUUACCCUGCUCUGUUGGGAAAUCCGAUGGAACUGCACAUUCAUCCAAUACCUCAGAUGUGGAAUCCACAGGUGCUGCCAGUAUAAAAGAAACUACCUCAUCUAGCAUAUCCAGACAUUAUAGUUUAUCUGAUUCAAGAAAAAGGACUCGUACAGGAAGAACUUGGCCUGCUGCAAUACCGCAUUUGAGAAGAAGAGGUCGCUUUCCACGAAAAGCACUCCAGACUCAAAAUUCAGAAAUUGUAAAAGAUGAUGAGAGCAAGGAAGAUUACCAGUAUGAUGAACUCAAUACGGAGAUACUUAACAAUUUAGCAGACCAGGAGUUACAGCUCAAUCAUCUGAAGAACUCUAUUACUAGUUAUUUUGGUGCAGCAGGUAGAAUAGCUUGUGGCGAAAAGUACCGUGUUUUGGCUCGUCGGGUGACACUUGAUGGAAAGGUGCAGUAUCUUGUGGAGUGGGAAGGAGCAACUGCAUCCUGACUGUAGGACUGAACAUUAUGUUCACUGCACUGUCAUCUGUAAGUACAGUUCAUAAUGCAGAGCCAUGAGAGAAGUGUGUCUUUAAAUGUUUCUAAAAACAAAACAAAACCAAUUUAGCCUUAACGUGUAAUUGUUAUCAUUACAGCUCUUGUGAUAAAGACUUAUCUUUUUAAAAUCUGAUCUGAAACUUAAAUUUUUUAAUCUGAACACUGUUAGAUUGUUUUAGGUUGGGAUAUUUUGGGUUACAAUUGCUUAAAAAUGUGCAUGGUGUUUAAAAAAAAAAAAGACAUUUUCUAGAGAACAUUCCAUGGAUACAGUUAUUGUGAUUUAGAGAAAUAUUAUGUAGAUAGCACAAAUCUUUGAAAUUUUUUUGGUUUGUUUUCUUACCCAAAUGUUUGCAGAAAUGUAUUUCUAUUUCAAUACUUUCUAGAUUUCAUAAGUGCAGUGUAUAUAAUGCCUACUGAAGACUGUAAAAUACUGAAGUUCUCUUUCAAACAAAGUGUAAAAAAAAAAAAAAAAAAAGAAAAAAUAUAUUGAGCCUGUAAAUUGCUCUGUGACCAGACUUCAUUGUCUUCUUAAUAUAUUCUGUGUGUGUGCGCAUGUGUUUGUGUAUAUACAUAUGUAUAUAUGCACGCACAUACUUGUGUGUGUAUAUAUAUGUGUGGUUGUGACCUAUGCAAUACAAAUUAUGGGAUUGGACAGCUUCUGAGUACGCAUCCCAUAAUUCUUUUUUCAGGAAUAGUUGCCAGUAUUUACACAGCAGCAUUUCUUCUCAGGCUUAUUGGGUGCUGUUGCUUUCUGUGUACUAAGGAAAAUGUCAAACCAGUGCAGCGUGUUCUGGCAAUGGGUGCAGUCACUGAUGUUCAUAUGCCUUGGGGUAAUAGUCCUUUCUUUUCCAUGUGACUUAACAGUUUAAAAAAAAAAAAAGCGCAGGAUUAAAACAUUAACGACUAGAAAUAACAAUUGUAAAGCUAUUGUGGCACACUGAUUGUAAAUUGUGUCCCGCUUAUAAACGGAGUUGCCAGGAGUUGCACAAGAUCCCUACGUAUGUGUAACGUAUGUGUAACGUACGUGAAACGGUCGUGUUUCGAUAAAGGUAGUGUGAGCAAAGUAUUAUUGCACAGGUUCAACAAAAAAUGUGUUGCCAUUUGAAGUGACAUUACUGGUUUUAAUACAAUAUUACCUCUUUUGUUUUUAUAAAAUGUACCAAGUUCUAAGCUGAUAUGUUCAUUUUGCUUGGUUUUUUUUACUCAAAAACGUCUCCUGCCAGUAUUACGUGUUCUUUCUGAUAACUUCUGAGUUGGGAUAGCCAAAGAGUGAACGGAGGAAGAACAUUUUUACGUUAGUGGUUAUUCAGCAUACAGCGUAAGCUUUCUUCCCAUAAGAUUACAGUUGACCACUGAAAUUAAAUUAAGUAAUGUAAAUGACAGAGUGGUUUAAAGUUGACUACCUGAGUUGGUACUUCCUUAUCCCAUUACUUGACUCCUUUUUUUUCUGCUCUUCUUGACAGAGUGAUAUCUUUUUUGUUUGUCACCUUGUAGCCAAGGGAAGCUUUUAAUCCUGUGCUUGGUUUGUGACUGGCUGGGUAAUACUAGCUUUAUAAAAUGCUAAUUGGAAGCUGCCGCCUCUGUUUAUCUUCACUAAAAUGUUUUUUUUUCCUCACACCCUCAGCUAUUAAUUUAAUGUUGCCUUGCCUAUAGCUGCAAUAUUUUGAUAACACAACAUUUUCAUGUUAGUUUUUUGAAUGUUUAUACAUUGGGAUAAUGCAAAAUGUAAAGCCUUUGUAACCUUACUCACAUCUGUAUUUGUCUAUUUCACUUUAUCCAAGCCCUUUAAUUCUAACUGAACACCAGCAGUAUUUUCAGUAAAGCUUCAGCAUUUGCAGAUAAAUAUUGGAAUGUAUUUGGGGACUUUAGCUGGGGGUGUGGGGAGGGGAAUAUUCGUCAAACUGUCCAUAGACUUAAUAUUGUGAAUGUCAUUGUUUCAUUUUAUUAUUAUGGUUGAAUUGACUCUGAUGUUCAGUUUGUAAUUUUGGAAUUGCUUUUUUCUUAGAAUUAAAGUCCAACUUUAAAUGUGUGGGUUUUUUUUUUUUUGAAAGAGAGAAGAAUGAGUUUUUAGUCUGUGUUCUCAUGCAAUACGUAUUGUGAUUUCCUCCUGUCCAUGGUUCCUCUGCUCUGGCUUGCCUGUUGCUCUCCCAGAGGUUCUUGCCCUGCACAUAGAUGCUAACUGACCUUCCAGCUGCACUUGACAGAUGCUUUGUUGCAAGGUGUCAUGUACUGGAAAAUGCUACAGUGGUGCUGCUGAAGCUGUGACUAGAUUAAUACAAAUGGCUUUCUCUCAUUUUGUGUGAACCUUACUGUAUGUGGUAAUGGAGUGGAAAAAUACAAAUGUUGCUGUAUGUAAUGAUUUUCUUUUAGUUUAACUUGAUCAUUUUAUGUAUGCAUGUGUGUAAAUGUAUGUAACUCAGCUUUGUUGCAAUCACAGAUUUAGAACCUUUCCCUUGUGUACCAAAUAUGAUAUUUUUCCCACUUUAUAUUAAUUGUAUUACUGUAAUGUUUAGAUAGGAGAACUCUGUUUUGAGGCCAUCCUAAAAAAUGUAGGCAUCAGAUAAACAAGACAGCAAAGAAGUAAUGAUGCACUACUGGUCCAAACUGAAAUAAACAUCAUAGGAAGCUAUUUGACAAAUCCUUGUUCAGAAGAAAAAUUUGAAAAGGCUUUUUUUUUUUGUCUUUGCCAUGGAGAGGAAUUUUCUGUGCUGUUCUGUUUAUAGCAGGCAUUUUGUAUGAGUUUACUAAGAAAUUUUGAAAGGUCUUUGAGUGUGAUGAUAAGUCAAUCUUAAUAUUUUGUUUUAAUGUGAAAGACUAGAAACCCAAAUGAGACCAUGAAGGUGAAGAAAAGCAGUUUGUCUUGCAAGCAGGAGGAAAGAUAAGCAGAUAAUAGAAAAGUGUCAAGCAUUUGAAACAUCUUACUGAAGUGAUCUCUAGUGUUGUAUUUUAAAAGGAAAUUGGUGUCUUCAGAUGGAACAUACCAAGGCUGGAGAUGGAGCAGUAGUCAGAACACAGUGAUAAGGAUGAACUGGACAAGAGCAUCGGUUCUGUGAACUGAGGGACGAGGAUGGAUCUUGCAAUUAUUAUGCAGGUAACAUUUUCAGGCUUUAAACUGUGUCACUUCUUUAGUUCCCAGAUGUCUACCUGAAUGAGAAGUAACUUCACAGUUAAGGAUAUGAUGGCAGAAAACAUUUUCUAGAGAUGGAGAUAGGGGUUUAGUGUAGAAUUUUGCAUUUAGUCAACGUGGAACCUUAUGCCUAAGUAUCUUUGUGGGGGCAUCAGGUCUGCUCCGAUCCUUGUUAGGUCAGAAAAACAUGGGAAUGAGUGAGGAAAAAUGUUCAACCCAAAGUUCAUGGGAGAGUUUAGUUUUGGAAAUCGGUUUAAUCACCGAUAGGUAACUGUUUUAAGAGGAAAAGGGGAAAGAAUCCUUUGGAGUUGCUGAAGAAAGUUGAAAGGGGAAUGCCCAUCUUCAAAAGACAGUACAGGGCAAUUAGAGACAAAAAGAUGAGUAGAAAUGGAAGCUGUGCACAAGUGUAAGAAUGAAGUUGGAAUUCAUUGUUUUUGGCACCUCCAUCUUUCAGCAGUUAUGCAUUCGGAUUUUGUACUGUGUCACUUCAUUUGAACUUCUAUGGUUUUUAUCCUAUUGAGAGUGCAUUGGGCGUAGUUUUUGUUCUAGUUCCUGUUAUAUAUUUCCAUUUUUGCUAUAGUUUUGGGAUUGUUCUCAACAUACAUUGAAACUUCCGUCUUUCAUUAAGGGGCAUAAUAGUGGUUUGGCCAUGACAUUUAGAAAUGCAGAACUGAAAGCUAGCUCAUCUCUGCUGUUUUUGGUUGGUUGGUGGUUGUUUUUUUUCUUCCCCCAGAUUUCUGCAGAUAUCCAUAUACCGUGAGAUUAAGUUGUUCUGAUUUUUAUUCAUAUUAAGAUACUUUGCUUUGCAUGUAUGUGCAGUGUAUACACAUACGUGCACGUGUACAAAUACCCAAGCCCUAGAAACAUGAGAACAACUUAGAUUGUAUUUAAUUAUAAUGAAAAUUUAUUAUUAUUAAUUAAGUCUUUAAGUGGGCUAUGAAAUGCUCAUUAAAAAGCCGUUGAAGACGGAUGGUUUAAAAAAAAAUAAAUAUCAUUUCAGUUCUUA